AUUCUCCAUCGGAAUCACGCACCGUUUUCUAUAUCUUUAUUACCGUCGUCGUCCCCGGCCGCUUGCUGUCCGCCGUUUGGUGCCUUGCUCCUGUUGUUUUGAGGGGCUGGGCUUGGUUCCUUUUCCUCCACUCCCCCCAGCCCUCCUCGCCUCGCCUUUCCCCAACCCAUAUCCCUCCUUCUCUCUCUCGUCUGUGUGCGUGUGUGUGUGGGUGUGUUGGUUUUGAGCAAUCUUCUCGCCGGACUCUUCUCCUAGCUUGGCGCGGUGCGUGCCCCUCCUCGUCCUCUGUCUGUCGAUUUCCUCCUUCCUUGCGUGUGUGCGUGUGUGCGUGUUGUGUGGGUGACUUAUAGGCCGCUACCUGUGGAUUUGUCAUCUCCCUUGCUUUGUUCUCUUGCUCGCAAGGGGUAUGGCAUGGUGUGUGUGGCUUGGUUUGUCCUCUACAUACAUGGUCGCUGCUGCCUGCUCGCUGGAUCUUGAUCCGUCCGCAAGACGCCGGAAGCAAGCAAGGAACGUACGUACACGCCGUGUCGUCGUCGCCUUGUGCUCUCUAGACUGGGUUGGACAGGCUUGGACUGGUCGGUGUGUGGCGGCGCUCGGCUCACCUGAACCCGACGACGACAAACAAGCAAUUGGAGGAAGCUGUUAGCUAAUCUUGUUUUGUUCCGAUCCAUCCAUGGCCGCCGCGUCCUCCGCUCCCUUCUUCGGCCUCUCCGACGCGCAGAUGCAGCCGCUGAUGGCCGCGCAGCAGCCCCCCGCCCCCGCCGCCGCCGCGCCGGCGCCCAAGAAGAAGCGUAACCAGCCGGGCAACCCAAAUCCUGAUGCUGAGGUGAUCGCGCUGUCGCCGCGGUCGCUGAUGGCGACGAACCGGUUCGUGUGCGAGGUGUGCGGCAAGGGGUUCCAGCGGGAGCAGAACCUGCAGCUGCACCGUCGCGGCCACAACCUGCCGUGGAAGCUGAAGCAGAAGAACCCCAAGGAGACGCGGCGGCGCGUGUACCUGUGCCCGGAGCCGACGUGCGUGCACCACGACCCGGCGCGCGCGCUGGGCGACCUCACCGGCAUCAAGAAGCACUACUGCCGCAAGCACGGCGAGAAGAAGUGGAAGUGCGACAAGUGCGCCAAGCGCUACGCCGUGCAGUCGGACUGGAAGGCCCACUCCAAGACCUGCGGCACCCGCGAGUACCGCUGCGACUGCGGCACCCUCUUCUCCAGGAGGGACAGCUUCAUCACCCACCGCGCCUUCUGCGACGCGCUGGCCCAGGAGAGCGCGCGGCUGCCGCCUAUCGGCGCCGGCAUGUACGGCGGCCCCGGCAACAUGGCCCUCGGUAAUCUCUCCGGCAUGACGCCCCAGAUGGCCGGCGGCUUCCCAGACCAAUCCGGCCACCACUCAUCAGCUUCGGCCAUCGACGUCCUCAACCUUGGUGGCGGUGGCGGCAACGCCGGUCAGUUCGAGCACCUCAUGCCAUCUUCCUCGGGGUCCUCCAUGUUCCGCUCCCAGGCCGCCACCUCUUCCCCGUUCUAUAUGGGCGGCGGUACCGCCCAGGACUUUGGCGAGGAUGACGUCCACCGUUCCCAUGGCAACCAGGGCUCUCUCCUCCAGCAGGGAAAGUCCCCCGCGGCCUUCCAUGGCCUUAUGCAACUUCCAGACCAGCACCAGGGAGGCGGCGGCGGCAACGGUAAUAACAGCCUCCUGAACCUUGGAUUCUUCUCAGGCAAUGGCAACGGGAGCGGCCAGGACUCGCGCCUGGUCUUCCAGAACCAGUACAACGGCAGCGCCGGAAUUGGCAACAACAGCAAUGGAAAUGGAGAGAAUGGCGGCAUUGUCGGGUCCAGCAGCGUCCUGGGAGGCGGCGGCGGGGGCUUCCCUUCUCUCUACAGCUCGUCUGAGACGGGCGGCGGGCUCCCGCAGAUGUCCGCGACUGCGCUGCUGCAGAAGGCCGCGCAGAUGGGCGCGACGACGAGCAGCCACAACGCUGGCGCCGGCGGCGCCGGGCUGCUCCGUGGCCCGGGUAUGAGGGGUGGCAGCGGAGAAGGCGGGUCGUCGGCCGCAGCAGCGGCGGCGAGCGAGAGGCAGUCGUUCCAUGACCUCAUCAUGAACUCUCUGGGUAGCGGGAGCGGCGCCAGUGCCACAACCGGCGGUCGCGCCGGGGCGUUCGGCAGCGGCGGGGGCUUCCCCGUGGACGACGGCAAGCUGAGCACUCGGGACUUCCUCGGCGUCGGCCCUGGCGGCGUGGUGCAAGCCGGCAUGGGCCCGCCCCGGCGGCACAGCGGCGGCGCCGGGCUCCACAUGGGCUCGCUGGACCCUGCCGAGCUGAAGUAGCAACAUACGGCAGGAUCGAUCUAUCGUCAAGAAAAACAACAAGAUAAUGCAUGGAAGCUCUCAAGGUAAGGUGCAUGGAUGGCGAUGGAAGAAUGAAGAGAGCAUGCAUAUUACUGCAUUUAGAAGAACAAAGGUUAAUAAAUUAGUUUCUUGGGUAAUCUUUCGUCAUGUUAAUUAAUUAGUGGACGUGUCCUCUUUGGCAGACUAGCUAGACCAGAAUUUCAGUUUAAUUUUGCCAUGUUUCAUGCAUGUAUGUAUGUGAUGUACAUUUGGUUGGCCGGUCUCCUUGGAACUUGGAUUGUGAGAUGUGAAGACCGGACCGGACCAGACCGGAACUUAAUCUGUUGCCAUUUGGAGUUUUA
Messenger RNA from Aegilops tauschii subsp. strangulata, 2679 nucleotides. RefSeq lists its product as uncharacterized. NCBI's taxonomy places the organism in Eukaryota, Viridiplantae, Streptophyta, Magnoliopsida, Poales, Poaceae. Gene Ontology annotation, cellular component: nucleus. Gene Ontology annotation, molecular function: DNA-binding transcription factor activity. The record is from RefSeq and is a predicted model, not a curated record.